CUGGCGAGGGACCGGCCGGCUGCCCUCGCCCUCCGACAGCCGCGGCGGGGAGGAAAAUGGCGGAGGCCUCGGCGGCCGGGGCGGACGCGGGCGCCGCUGUGGCCGCGCACCGGUUUUUCUGCCACUUUUGCAAAGGCGAGGUCAGCCCCAAACUGCCGGAAUAUAUGUGUCCCAGAUGUGAAUCAGGCUUUAUUGAAGAAGUGACAGAUGAUUCCAGUUUUUUAGGUGGUGGCAGCAGCCGGAUAGACAGUAGCACAUCAACUCGUUUUGCAGAGCUCUGGGACCAUUUGGAUCACACGAUGUUUUUCCAAGAUUUUAGACCAUUUCUAAGUAGCAAUCCACUGGACCAAGAUACUAGAGCCAAUGAAAGGAGUCACCAGACUCCCACUGACUUCUGGGGACCAAGUAGGCCUCCAAGGCUGCCCGUUACCCGGAGAUACAGGUCUCGAGGAAGUACUCGUCCUGGCAGGUCUCCAGCUAUUGAGGGAAUAAUGCAACAGAUCUUUGCAGGAUUCCUUGCAAAUUCUGCAAUUCCAGGAUCCCCACACCCUUUUUCUUGGAGCGGGAUGCUGCACUCCAACCCUGGGGACUAUGCCUGGGGUCAGACAGGGCUUGAUACCAUUGUAACCCAGCUUUUAGGACAGCUGGAAAACACAGGGCCUCCCCCAGCUGACAAGGAAAAAAUCACCUCUCUUCCAACAGUGAGCGUAACUCCGGAACAAGUUGAUAUGGGUUUAGAAUGUCCAGUUUGCAAAGAAGAUUACACAGUUGAAGAGGAAGUCCGGCAGCUACCCUGCAAUCACUUCUUUCACAGCAGCUGUAUUGUGCCAUGGUUAGAACUGCAUGACACAUGUCCUGUAUGUAGGAAGAGUUUAAAUGGUGAGGAUUCUACGCGGCAAACCCAGAGCUCUGAGGCCUCUGCAAGCAACAGAUUUAGCAAUGACAGCCAGCUACAUGAUCGAUGGACUUUCUGAAACUAAAGGUCACACCUGAACCAGGGCUGUCUGUGGUAGUCUUCUUAAAACAUAGCUAUAGAUUCUAUCAAAACAAAAAAUAGUAGAUGGAUUUAGGAAUCACAUAAGAAACCCCAACCCAUAAUAUUAACGCAAUGAGUGUUUUUCUUCUCUAAAUUUAAAGUUAGUACCUACCGAUUGAAUUGUAUCACAACCAAAUGCCUCUUACUCCUGAAUUCAGAGUGAUAAUUUUUUAAGUGUGAAACUUAACUAUGUGGGUUUGCCCCUGCCUGAAGAGAGUCAGUUCCUUGAAGUCUAGCGAGGGUCCUGCUGUCUGUCAUGUCUCCUUGGGAUGGAUGUUCCCACCUCCUCCUUCAGCCUCCUUCUACCCCAUCGUUAGUAUAUUUUACAGUGAACACAGAGGAACCAGAGCCCUCAAGUCCUGCUGACGUCAGGUCCUGUUGUCUUUAUUGUACAGAAGCAUCUACUUUUGACCACAUUAGCAAUAAGGUGAUGUCAGAUUGAUUCAGGAAUUUGAGACUAAGGAUCUUGUUUUGUUUUAAUCCUCAGAGCACAAAUCAAAGAAAAAUUACAGUGGAAAGGAAAAGGUAACCUGUCGUAGACUUUAGUUUUUUAAUUCUUGAGAGUCUUGUGCUGUUGGGAAUCUGAUUCUGGUUCCUUUCUGGGAAUGAGUUGGGCAGCAAGUAGCGUCAGAAAGACAGAUGUUUAAAAUCUUAAGUUCUGUGAUUUUUUUUUUUUUUUAUGAUCCUUAACUCAUUGUUUACUGUUUGUCUUAAGAACCUUAAUAUAAUUUCUCUCAUAGAAAUAUAAUUAUUUCAUACUGCU
Molecule: messenger RNA, 1799 nt
Organism: Marmota flaviventris (yellow-bellied marmot)
Lineage: Eukaryota; Metazoa; Chordata; Mammalia; Rodentia; Sciuridae
Product: E3 ubiquitin-protein ligase RNF115
Biological process (GO): ubiquitin-dependent protein catabolic process
Cellular component (GO): nucleus
Molecular function (GO): ubiquitin protein ligase activity
Source: RefSeq, a predicted model, not a curated record